AAACAGAUAGAGGAACCCGAGGAUCACUUACGUUUGACAACAGAAGCGCAUUGACGAGUGUGCGAGCAUGAACUCGAAGCCAUUGCUGUACGGCUUUGACAAGGGAGCAACAUGGAGAGUGAGGAUUGCUCUGGAACUAAAGAACGUCGACUACGAAUACAGGACCGUAAAUCUACUCGGACCAAAAGGUGAAGAAGAACAGUUUUCUGAAGAAUUCGGACGAUUAAAUCCAAUACGUCAAGUACCUGUGCUGGUGGUCGACGGACACGGGAUUUCGCAGUCGGCAUCCAUAUUGGAAUAUUUAGAAGAGGCAUACCCUUCCCCGAGGAUGAUGCCCGCAGAUGCAUUUGCGAGGGCAAAGGUUCGUGAAAUAGUGGGGAUAAUCGUAGCAGAUACUCAUCCGAAACAAGGCCUCAGUAUGAUAAAGUACCUGGGAGAGCAGCAUUGGAACGACAGCUCUAAAGAAGCCAUCACUAAAAGCUUUACAGCUCUCGAAGCCGUCCUAAAAGAAACGUCCGGAAAGUAUUGCGUGGGCGAUGAGAUCACCCUGGCAGAUGUGUGCCUCGUUCCUCAAGCCUUCAAUGCGUCCACCCGCUUCAUCGACGUGGCUUCUUUUCCCACUGUCAAUCGAGUCUACGUUUCUCUCAAUCAAGUCCCAGCUGUCAAGCGUGCCGAACAACUCUGCAUGAAUGAUAUGCCCGAGGACGAGGGGGCCUACAUACGCUACAUGAUAUCUCACUUCAGUACCGCUUACCCUCACCUUCGCAGGUGGUUUGCACCGGAAUAAAGCAAUUGUCGCGUUUAUAACUUU
Ornithodoros turicata is the source of this 811-nucleotide messenger RNA. RefSeq names its product maleylacetoacetate isomerase-like. Gene Ontology annotation, cellular component: cytoplasm. The transcript is spliced from 7 exons. Gene Ontology annotation, biological process: L-phenylalanine catabolic process; glutathione metabolic process. Bases 68 to 787 code for a protein of 239 amino acids. The record is from RefSeq and is a predicted model, not a curated record. NCBI's taxonomy places the organism in Eukaryota, Metazoa, Arthropoda, Arachnida, Ixodida, Argasidae. Gene Ontology annotation, molecular function: maleylacetoacetate isomerase activity; glutathione transferase activity.